AUGGCUGAUGAUCUUGAUUAUUGUACCAAAUGUCGUCAACAAAUUUCUGGAGAUCCCCCAGGUGUAACCGCUUUAGGCCAGCCUUAUCACGUUACCUGUUUUUGUUGUGAUCAAUGUCAAAAACAAUUGGCUGGUUGCUCUUUCUAUGCUGUUGAUGGAAAAAAUUUGUGUCAAGUUGAUUAUAUGAAUUCUCUUGAGAAAUGUGGCAAAUGUAAAAUGCCUAUUACACAGUGAGGGAUUUUUAAUUUGAGUUUCUGAUUUUUCUUCUGAAUUUGUUUUUGUGUUAUAUUUUCUGGUUUGAAUUUUUCUGGGUUGAAUUUUGUGUUUUUUCUCUUUGGUGCAUUAUCGUUAAGUUCCUGACCCCCUUUUCCGAUCCUUUUCCGAUCCAUAAUUUUUUUUAAAUUC
Molecule: messenger RNA, 405 nt
Organism: Meloidogyne enterolobii
Lineage: Eukaryota; Metazoa; Nematoda; Chromadorea; Rhabditida; Meloidogynidae
Source: the annotation of a GenBank genome assembly